UUUGCGCAUUUUUUCUGUGGCAUGGCUUCCGAUUUGCCAACUUUUGCUUUAAUUAAACAUUUUUGUGGCAUUAGUUGCGUACCAUCACUAAAAUUCGUACAUCCCUAGAGCAAAAAAAAAACACUAAAGAAAACAAAAGCGCCGCAGACUGUAAACAAUUUUUUGCCAAUUGUUAAUUUAAUACAGUAUCCCAAUACGAUGGAUACGUGCUUCUUUUGUGGUGCUGUGGAGGUUAACGGCUCCUCAAGCUAUGAAAAACUGACCUCCAAGGUGCCCUCAUCACAGAAGACAGUCUCGGUGGUGCUCACCCAUUUGGCGAACUGCAUCCACACACCGCUGAGUCUCAAGCCGGAGACGAAACUGUGCUCACGCUGCUUCUAUGAGUUGUCCGAGUACGAUAGCAUAAUGGUCAACUUAAUGACGACACAAAAGAAACUAACAAAUCAAUUGAAGGCGGCGAUGAAAUCAGAAUUUGAAAAUGCAGAGUUUUCCGAAGAUCUUGUGGUUGAGGAUCAUGUUUCUCAAGAUGAAGAGGAAGGCGAUACCGAGGCUGACGCAUGGUUUAUGGAAUUGGUUAAGGGCGAGGAUGAAGAAAACGAUGUGUCCAUUAAGCGCGAAUAUGAAAAAGACGAGGAGACCGAAAUUGAGGAUGAAGAGUUCAUUGGCGAAGAUGAUGCCAACGAUUCACAGAGUCCCGAUGACUCAAAGCAGACCCCAGAUGAUGAUGAGCUAGACGAUGAGAGACCUCGCAAACGAAUGAAGCAGGAAUGCAGCACCUGCAACAAAGUCUUUUUCUCGCGUUAUCAACUGCAGAAGCACAUCAGCGAGGAGCACUCCAAGCAAAGCAGCCAUGUCUGUCCCAUUUGCGGAAUUAUACGUCGCGAUGAGGAGUAUCUUGAAUUACAUAUGAAUCUGCAUGAGGGCAAAACAGAGAAGCAAUGCCGCUACUGUCCCAAGAGUUUCUCUCGUCCCGUCAAUACGUUGCGGCAUAUGCGCAUGCAUUGGGAUAAGAAGAAAUAUCAGUGCGAGAAAUGUGGUCUCCGAUUCUCGCAGGACAACUUGCUCUACAACCAUCGCCUGCGCCAUGAAGCCGAGGAGAAUCCAAUUAUAUGCAGCAUUUGCAAUGUGUCCUUCAAGUCGCGCAAGACUUUCAAUCAUCACACGCUAAUUCAUAAGGAGAAUCGGCCACGGCACUACUGCACUGUCUGCCCCAAAUCCUUCACCGAACGCUACACUCUUAAGAUGCACAUGAAGACCCAUGAAGCGGAUGUCGUCUAUGGAGUCCCCGAAGAAGCAGCAACCGAUGAACAACAGGUUGUUGAGGAGCUACAUGUAGAUGUGGAUGAAUCUGAACAAGCUGUUACGGUUAUCAUUUCCGAUAAUGACAAUGGCACAUUGUGUCUCAUAUGUAAUACCAAUUUCGAGAACAAAAAGGAGCUCGAGCAUCAUCUGGAAUUUGAUCAUGAUGUUGUCUUGAAAUAAAAUUUGCACUUAAAUUCA
Drosophila willistoni is the source of this 1500-nucleotide messenger RNA. Its product is annotated as serendipity locus protein delta. Bases 199 to 1482 code for a protein of 427 amino acids. The record is from RefSeq and is a predicted model, not a curated record. The transcript has a single exon. NCBI's taxonomy places the organism in Eukaryota, Metazoa, Arthropoda, Insecta, Diptera, Drosophilidae. Gene Ontology annotation, cellular component: nucleus.